UUGCCGCUGCUUGUUGCCGUUUCCCUGGGAGCCAGCAUGGACGCACACCAGCUGCAGGUCCUGCGCUACUGCCUCCCUCAGAGUGUGAGCGACUCCGGGCUGUUCUACCGCCAGGCCGCCGCUGCCAGUGAGCAGAGCAUCUGCCAGGCGCGGGCCUCUGUGAUGGUCUAUGAUGACGCCAGUAAGAAGUGGGUGCCCAUCAAGCCCGGGCAGCAGGGCUUCAGCCGCAUCAACAUCUACCACAACACUGCCAACAACACCUUCCGAGUGGUGGGCGUCAAACUGCAGGACCAGCAGGUGGUGAUCAACUACUCUAUAGUGAAGGGCCUGAAGUACAACCAGGCCACCCCGACCUUCCAUCAGUGGCGUGAUGCCCGACAGGUCUAUGGGCUGAACUUUGCCAGUAAAGAGGAGGCCACCACUUUCUCCAACGCCAUGCUCUUCGCUCUGAAUGUCCUCAGCUCCCCUGACAGCGGAGGUCCAGUUGUGCAACGCCAAAAUGGGCCCUCCUCAGAGGAAAGCGAAGCGCAGAGGAGGAUGAUGGAGCAUCAGAUGCAGGCGCACAAGGAGAGGGAACGGCGGACAUCAGGAUCAGUCGUGUCCACUCUCCAAUAUAAAGUCUCCACUCCUCCCACCCACCCAGACACUCCUCCUGAGUACAGACAGUACAGGGCUAGCACAUUGCCGCCAUCCUAUGUCCGCGUGGCCUCCGCCUCUCCUCCCUCCUCCACCUCCAUCUCUCCUUCUCAGGAGAGAGAGGCGGGGGCUGCUCGGGACAAGGCCCAGCUCUCCUCCCAGCUCUCCACCUCGCUUGCCUCAGCUUUCUCCCCCGUGCAGACUGGGGUGAACACCCAGGGCCGACAAGCCCGUCAGAUCCCCCUGUCUCCUCCCACCGCCGCCCGCCACCUCCAGCAGCAGCAGCAGCAGGACAUGAUGCUCCCCCCUAAACACGGCACCUGGUCCGCCUCCCACAUGCAGCAAAUGUACGCCCAGUGCCCCCCUUCCUCAUCCCCUCCCGUAAUGAUGGCCAUGCCGGUCAAGCAGAGUUUGCCCCCACAGCCGGUGCUCCCAGUAGCUCAUCCCCUCCCUCCCGUAAGCACGAGGAUGAAACCCCCUCCCCUUGAUCCUAGCGCUGUGACGGGCCCCCACCAGUACCCCCAGCAUCACCCUCACUCCAACGGCCAGCCGGAUGAUUCCUACUCCCCUCAUUCUCAGCGUCUUCCCCUCACGCCACAGUACUGCGAGGCCAUCCCUUUGCCUCCUCUGGUAGGUCAGACAGCCCCCGGCCCUGCCCCCGGCCACCAGCCCCAAUACCAGUCCACCUUCCACCCUCAGCAGCUUCAGCAGCAUCACCAGCCGCAGCCGCAGGCGUACCACCAGCAGGCCCAGACCCCCACCACAUCUUCCUCCUCCUCCUCGCCCCCUUCUUACACUGCCAUGUCUGAUGGGGGCUCGCCCAAGAAGACCCCCUCCCCUGUCCCCCAGCCGCCCCCCAUGGCCAACAGCAGUAAGUAUGAGGAGGAGAGAAGGAGGAGGGAAAACAGGAAAUGGGCAAAUGCGGCCAUUGACCCAGCUGUAAUUGUGCCCCUCCCAGGCCCCCCUGUCUCUGCAGGGCACCCAUCUGUGCUUUCUGUUGCACCUCCUCCAGCUGCAGCUCCAGCACCCAUGGCUGGUCCUCCGGCUCCACCGCCGCCUCCGGGCCCGCCCCCGCCGAUGGCCGUGCCCCCACCCAUGCCCCCGCCACUCCCCAUCGGCGGAGGGCCACCCGGGGGCCCUCCUGGGAUCCAGCACCAACCCUCAGGGCUGGCUGCAGCACUGGCCGGAGCCAAACUACGGAAAGUAAACAGGGAUGAGAGCAGUCCGCCUGGGUCUGGUGGGAAAAGCGACUCCAACCGGUCCAGUGGUGGCAGCGGUGGCGGAGGAGAGGGACUCAUGCAGGAAAUGAAUGCCUUACUAGCUCGCAGACGAAAAGCUUCAGAGAAACCUGAUGAGGUAAGUCUUGUCUUUAAAGUUGGGACAGUAGAACAGUUUAAUUUUAUAUUCGAGAUUUUUUUUUAUGAGAAGAUCAAUACUGAUCAUGUUUAUGUGGAUGUGAAGUUCUAG
This is a messenger RNA of Menidia menidia (Atlantic silverside), 2103 nucleotides long. The record is from the annotation of a GenBank genome assembly. NCBI's taxonomy places the organism in Eukaryota, Metazoa, Chordata, Actinopteri, Atheriniformes, Atherinopsidae.